AUGGAUACAAACCUAGUGACCAGAUUGAAGAACUGGUGUAGUGGAGAGACAUUAGAUGAAAAUCAUGCUUUACUGACUGUAGUUCCAGAGCACACAGAGAUUGCGCAGAUAGAAGAUGCACUACAGACUAUCAAGUGUCUUGGGCGCGUAAGAGUCAGAGGACGAAUGCUAAGUGACACAGACAAUCAAGUGUUAGUGCUUUGUGAGUGUCGACAAAAAGUGACUGACUCAGCAGUCCCAAAAGAAGUUCGCUCUCCCGAUGGAUUGACAGCAUGGCCAAUUUGUGUAGUAGCUGAAACUCCUGGGGUUGAGGAAGAUUUUGCUGGUAAACUGAAAGCUCUGUUGGAGGCUGAAGGAAAGUCUGCCGAGGAUGUGCAAGCUUUAUUGGCUGGAUCACAGCCAGUGUCUCCUACUGAGUCCAUCUUGCGUGCUGUUGGUGACCUGCUGGACAAAACAGUUAAACCGUCCCCAGAGAAUGCAGGACACCGACGCCUGAGAAUUUUUUCAGGUAACAUCCCCACCCCAGCCGGUGAGGAACAAUUUGACCACUGGUUAGAGCAAGCAUACCUGCUGGUCGAAGAGUGUCCUGGCUCUCCAAAAGAAAAAAGGAGGAGAGUCAUAGAGAGUUUAAAGGGGCCAGCGUUAGAUGUGAUAAAAGCAGUGCGUUUAUCUGAUCCGGAUGUGACCCCUGAAGGAUGUUUAGAGGCGUUAGAGAGUGCCUUUGGACUGGCAGAGUCCGGAGAUGACUUGUAUUUUGCCUUUAGACUGUUGCAGCAACAACCUGGGGAAAAGUUGUCUGAUUUUCUCCGCAGGUUAGAGCGUGCUUUGACAAAAGUUGUACAAAGAGGUGGUAUCCCAGUUAACAGUAUGGACAUCGCACGUGUUGAGCAGCUACUUAAAGGUGCAGUAGAUGCUGACUUAAUGCUAAUUAACCUCCGUCUUAGAGAGAGGAGGACCAAACCCCCAACCUUCCUUGAACUACUGCGAGAAAUUCGCAUAGAGGAAGAAUAUGAAGCUUCCAGAGUUAAGCUGAACCGCUCAGUGAGCUCGGUUCAAGUUAAGCCACAAGCUGACAACAGGCAAUCUGAGAUACAGAGCCUGAAAGCAGAACUCAAAGAAGUAAAAGCCAUGUUUGCAGCACUUGCUACCCAUUCUCCUGCAGAAACAGAGAAGGGUGAAAAGCAGUUGGAUAGCAGAGAGCUAGCUUCAGAGAAUAAUGUGGACCCUGAAGUGGUUGCCCUAAAGAAACAAGUGAAGCAGUUGCAAAAGAAAGUAGGUACACGGCUGUCCUGUCAGGCAGGAGCUUCUCCAACUGUGAUGGCGGUGGGGACUCCAUCAGCCAGGCAGUCACCUGACUCAGAAGAACGCUUUUGUUACCACUGUGGGGAAAAUGGCCACAUAGCGCCAAAGUGUAACAAGCCUGAGAACCAGAACAAGGUUAUUCAGAGACUCCUUGGAGUUCUCAAGAAAACCAGGGGUAAACCCCAACCAGCUACAGGUAAAACCAUCCCCGAAGAAGUGGCUGGUACAAUUAGGAAAAGUGCAGUGGACGUGUUGGAGUCCCAUGGGCUUCCAGAAGGCCUGAUUGGACCACCAUUGAGCCACUGA
Molecule: messenger RNA, 1608 nt
Organism: Archocentrus centrarchus (flier cichlid)
Lineage: Eukaryota; Metazoa; Chordata; Actinopteri; Cichliformes; Cichlidae
Product: paraneoplastic antigen Ma1 homolog
Exons: 1
Coding region: 1-1608 (535 amino acids)
Molecular function (GO): nucleic acid binding; zinc ion binding
Source: RefSeq, a predicted model, not a curated record